Messenger RNA from Closterium sp. Naga37s-1, 1695 nucleotides. The record is from the annotation of a GenBank genome assembly. Lineage: Eukaryota; Viridiplantae; Streptophyta; Zygnematophyceae; Desmidiales; Closteriaceae.
AUGGCAGUUCGACCGGACGUUCUCUUUAACCGAAUGGCAGGUGAUGACCCCACCGAUGCAAGCCUGCCGCCGGAGCAGCAGCUUGAAGGGGCGUGCACAACAUGCAAUGAGGACUCCUUGCUGCUGGAAGGAUCAUGCCAGAGCACUGCAAAGCGCUUCAGCUCUACUCACUCCCUGCUGCUGAAGCAACCCGUGCCGCCACCCCACGCCCAGGAAACAGCUGCACCUGCUACUGCAGCCCAUCUCCCUUCUGCGAUCCCCGCUGAUCCUCCUAUUGCCAGAAAGCGCCUGCGAUCACUGCCACUGGAGCCUCUGAAGGGUCUCUAUAAGCCUUCUCCCUCUCAACGUCCCCGACACUCUCGUUCACCCCAUCACUAUCACCCCCAUCAUUAUCACCCCCAUCAUUAUCACCCGCAUCAUGGCCCUCAGGAUGGCUUGGCUUUCAUGUGUGGCAGCAGUGGUGGGGUGUUGCAUGAUAGAGGUGCUGCAUGGAAUGCUGACGGCUUUUCUGCCGAGUGUUCCACUCUGCAGGGAUAUCCGACGGCCUGGAUUGGUUGGUCGGAUCGUUGCACGGUUGGGAGUGGUGGUGUUGAACUUCACCAAGUUUGCGGGCUGCCCUGCGUUGGUUGUGAAGGCGGCGGUUUUAGACCUUUCAAGGUGCUGCAGCAGCAGCAGCAGCAGCAGCAGCAGCAGCAGCAGCAGCAGCAGCAGCAGCAGCAGCAGCAGCAGCAGCAGCAGCAGCAGCAGCAGCAGCAGCAGGAGGAGGAGGAGGAGGAUGUGGAGGAGCAGGAGGAGGAGCAGGAGCAGUGGGCGAAGUGGGAGUCAGUUCUAGAGUCAGCAGAACGAGAGCAACAGUGGGGACACAAACGUCUGUUCUGGAUGCAGCAGCAGUCAUUGCCCACUGUAGCUUUCUUCCCUCCAACACCAGUAGCAGCAGCAGCAGCAGCAGCAGCAGCAGCAGCAGCAGCAGCAGCAGCAGCAGCAGCAGCAGCAGCAGCAGCAGCAGCAGCAGCAGCAGCAGCAGCACCACCACCACCACCACCACCACCAUCACCACCAGCAGCAGCAGCCGCAGCAGUACCACCACCAGCAGCAGCACCAGCAGCAGCCGCAGCAGCACCAGCAGCAGAAGCCGCAGCAGCCGCAGCCAUAGCAGCAGCAGCAGCAGCAGCAGCAGCAGCAGCAGCAGCAAGCGUGGUUUGUAGCAAUGAGGGCCUCAGAGCUCCACUAUCCCCAGAAGCAACAGCAUCUCGUCAUUUCCCUCUGCUUCCUGCUCAACCUGCGCAACAGCGGCAUCUCCCCUCUCUCAGGCAGAAGCAGCUGCCAGGGAAGCCCGCCUCAGAGAUUGCUGCAAGGAUUCUCGAGGCACGGCGUGUGGCAGAGUGCACACCGGAGGGGCAGCAGCACUUUGUGGCUGCUGGAGUUCAUGACAUGGUUGCCUGCAGUGGCAAGAUCAUUCCUGCUCCUGCAUCCCUGGCUUGUCCCCGGGUCUCUCUCCUCCCCCCCCCGUCGCCAUCUCUUUCUCCCCUCGCGCAUGCAUUUGUCGGCCCAUCGCUCGCCGCGUCGUCUUUAGCUCUCUCCCCGAAACGCCCUUCCCCCCGCCCUUCCUCCCUCCCGUCCCCUUCGCGCUCUCCCUCUCGUCGCCUGCGCGCUCUCCCUCCCGUCCCCUUAGCGCUCUCUCUACCGUCGCCUUAG